AUGGGGUUUUCGGAGAACCCCAAGUUUUUUUUGUUGGUCAAAAAGGUUUUAAAAAAGUGGAAAUUUAUAGGAAUCACCCUAUCCGUCGUGGGCUUCGCUUACCUUUGCGUGUUCAACAAAUUUAGUAAAAAGGCCGACCUGGACUCGCUGAUUUUCUCGCAAUUUCCAGGAAAUUCCAACUUAGACAAAACUCAUGAGGACUUUCUAAACUACACGAGCAGGUAUUUUUCCAAUUAUGGAUCCAAGGAAGAUAUAAUAGACGUAAUAAAUGAAUAUAUCAGAAGCAUGUCCCCGUUUGUUCAAACGGUGAAACGCAGGAUAAGAGCAAAGGAUGGUGCAAAGCAUGGUGCAAAGGGUGGCUCAAAGGGUGGCAUAAAGGGUGACAUACUGGUCAGCACUGUGCCGUGCAAAUUCUGCAACAACAUGGAAAAUAUAAUCGUUGUGAUAAAUUUCGAUUACAAGGAAAGAAAAAAUUUUCACGCCAUUUCAGUUGGUUUAACGUUAAUCAAUUAUUUUCAAAGCUGCAAUUAUAUGAGUAAGGACAUUAUAUUUUUGUUCACCAACAAGGAAUGGCUAUAUUCUUUAGGAGUGCAGAAAUUUGUCGAAGAUUUUUUGUACAGUAAUGAUGUAAGCAAUGGCAGGAAGGCCCUCUCCAGAUCGGCCAUCAUAAUAGAAUUUGAUUCUGUGUACCCUUCACAUAUACACAUAAAUUAUGAAGGCCUAAAUGGGCUUUUGCCCAACCUGGACUUUAUCUUGCUGCUGACCAAUGAGUUAAUCUACUACAACAUUCCUGUGAAAGUGGAAUCUCCCCACCACGCGAUCUUUGACAUGGCGUUGGAGAGGGGCUACGAGAAGGGGCACGUCUACUUUUUGAGGGAAAACAUUGCAGCCUUCACCGCCGCAGGCGUGAGUAAGAUCCCGCUGAAAAACAAAAUGAUAAAUUUGUUUAACUUCACCAAGGCGAUGGAAAGUUUUAUAAGGAGCCAAAGCAAUACCCCCGAAGGGUUCUGCCACUCGUCCAAUUUUUAUUUUUUCGAUACCAUCAGAAGGAGAGUACCCAUCAGUGUGUACUGCUACAGUGUCUACUUAAUAUGUGCCUAUGCCAUUUUGAAGUUACUAAAAGGAUCCAUUCUACGAAGCUACACAAAUCUCAUAGUGGGUCUCUACGGGUAUGUAAAAACCAUUUUUAUAAUUUCAUUGCCCAUAUAUUUAUUUUCAACGAAUGAUAAAAUAUACGAGCUGCUGAGCUUGGAAAAGAAACUCCCACUAUGCACAGAAUGGCACCCAGAUCGAUACGAAGUUUACGUGGAAAUAGCUCACUACUGGUGGGAAAUCCUCAUUCUAUCAGUUAUAGUGGCCCUUGUUUUUAACUACGUAAUUUCGUGCAUGGUUAAAAAAAUCAGCAAUGUGAAUAAAUAUAAGAAGGUCCAAAAAAUUGAGAAAAUUGUCCUUUUAGACAAGAUAAAAAAGUUGAAUAAUAAAAUAAAUAGUAUAAUUGGGAUAACCCAUUUUUAUUCCAACUUGAAUAAUGAGGAAGUUUUAGCUAGCUGGGGUGAUAUUUCCAAAUUGACUAAACCGAAAAUUGUGCAUAGUGAUGAUGAGGAGUUUCUUCGCGAGAAGGAAAACAGAGCAGUGGUUAAGAGGCUGCAAGACGAAUUGGAUGAGGUGGAGAAGACGUUACAACUAUUUGACGGUGGUAAUGUCCUGUACAUUUUUAACAGCUCCGUCGCGCCGUAUUCCUCCAUAAUGAAUAGCAUGAACUGUUUUUACUUCAUUUUUGUUGUGCUCCUGUCGUCGCUGUACAACUGGUCCUACUCAGCUCUCUUCAGCGUGCUCUUCGUGAUUCCCGUGUCUAUCCUCCAUAACGCAAAGACAAAUCGGAAGAAAGUGAUCCAGAAGACCAUCAUUUUGGCGUUCAUUCUGCUGGGACUAGCGCUGGUGUAUCCCUACGAGGGCUUCAUUCUGAGUGCAAGACACAAACUGAUCAGGCACCUAACAAACGGAUUUGCAAAGUGCCAGAAAUACUUGGCAAAGUCAAAGUUAGCAGACACGAAGUACUUCCCUGAUUUUUUGGAAUUCCUAUGCUCGAACAAAAUUUUCGAGCCCUUACAUUUAAAUAAAUAUUACUUAAACAAUCAGGACAUCAAAUUUAAUUACAGCAAUGACAUUAAGAACGAAGUUUUGCUAAAUCUGUACAGCAUGGCUAGAAACCAUUACUGUAUUGGUUCGCAAGUCAUGUGUGGGAGCUACUCUAAAACGGUGACGCGAUUUAUUUACAGCUUCGUUAUUAACAAGAAGAAUUAUAUUGGGGGUCCCAUUUAA
Molecule: messenger RNA, 2322 nt
Organism: Plasmodium cynomolgi strain B
Lineage: Eukaryota; Apicomplexa; Aconoidasida; Haemosporida; Plasmodiidae
Exons: 6
Coding region: 1-2322 (773 amino acids)
Biological process (GO): attachment of GPI anchor to protein
Cellular component (GO): membrane; GPI-anchor transamidase complex
Source: RefSeq, a predicted model, not a curated record